Molecule: messenger RNA, 1527 nt
Organism: Trichoderma reesei QM6a
Lineage: Eukaryota; Fungi; Ascomycota; Sordariomycetes; Hypocreales; Hypocreaceae
Exons: 3
Coding region: 1-1527 (508 amino acids)
Molecular function (GO): monooxygenase activity; oxidoreductase activity, acting on paired donors, with incorporation or reduction of molecular oxygen; iron ion binding
Source: RefSeq, a predicted model, not a curated record
AUGUAUUUUUUUCUUCUGUCUCUGUCAUCGAUACUUGCCUACUGGAUCAUCAAGACGGCCGUCUCUUCAAACAAAGAUCGACUUUAUGCCCGCCGAAAAGCAUGUCAACCCUGCGCGCGCCUACCACAAACUGAAAGGGUCAUUGGCUAUUCUUUGUUCAAGCAAGAUGCUACCAUUGCACGCCAGGGGAGGUCCUUGCAAACAGCCCAAGACCGCUUCCGUUUGCUCGGUGACACGUUCUCCGGAGUCAUCCUGGGCCAAUUCUUCAUUAGCACGAUCGACCCGGAGAAUGCCAAGGCCUUGCUGUCGAGUCAAUUUGCAGAUUUUGACAGUGGCAAGAAGGCCCUAUUUGGGCCAUUCUUAGGAGAUAGCAUGCUGACCACAGAUGGAGCCCUGUGGAAGCAUUCAAGAUCACUAGUCCGCCCGCACCUUGGCAGAACUCAGGUAGAGGACCUCAGUAACCUGGAAGGUUGCGUGCAAAACUUCUUCGCAUGUCUUCCCAAAGACGGAUCUACCGUCGAUGUCCAGCACCUGUUUUUCCGGCUCACGUUUGAUAACGUGAUUCAGCUACUUCUCAAUGAAACCGUAUCUACCCUGAGCUGCCAGCCAGGCUCCAAUCUGCACAUGGUCAUAAAAGCGUUCGAUAGUAUAGGGGACCUAGUCAACAGGCGUGCCACGCUUGGUCCCUUGUUGCGUUUCUAUUGCGAUACCACGAUGAACGACGCUUGUAAGAUAUUGCAUGACUUCGUUGACCGCAUCGUGGAAAAGGCCUAUCGAAAGCGUAAGAAAUCAAGUGGCAGCACACCUCCUGUCUCAUUCUUGGACAGCAUGCUAGACAGCACAGAUGACCUGGUGAAGGUUCGGUACGAAGUAUUGGGCUUGCUCCUCGCUGGACGGGACACGACAGCCGGCACGUUGAGCUCUCUCUUCUAUGUCCUAGCACGGCGACCUGAUGUUUGGACGAAGCUUCAAACCGAGGUACAUCGCCUCGGUGGGAGGAAGCCGACUUAUAGCGACAUCAAGGGCUUAAAGUAUCUUCAACAGCUGAUCGACGAGACCCUACGGUUAUAUCCCCCCGUACCAGUACUCUUCCGCGCCGCGAACCAGACCACCACCCUUCCACGUGGCGGGGGUGUGGAUGGUAAAUCACCAGUGCUGGUUCCUAAGGGUACGGUGAUCAGCUGUUCCACAUUCAGCCUCCAGCGUCGGCAAGAUGUAUAUGGACCUGAUGCAGAGGAGUUCCUCCCCGAGAGAUGGAAUCAUUUGACUGCCCACUGGAACUUCUUACCGUUCAGCGCGGGCCCGAAAGUGUGCCUUGGCCAGACGUACGCAUACGUCCAAAUGGCGUAUAUCGUGAGCCGAGUUGUUCAGCAUUAUGAAAGGAUAGAGAAGCGAAGCGAUGAGCCCUGGAUGGAAAGGUGGUCAAUCACCUUGAUGAACGCAUCGGGGACAAAGGUCGGGAUGAUCCCCAAAAAAGGCACAGUACCUAUAUUGAACGACCACGUACGUAAUGGGGCACAAGAAUAA